UACUGCAUACACAUCAAUUCACAUUUUAUGAAUACUUAAAAUGGUUUAUUAUGCUACUUCUGCAAACGCUAAAAUAGUUAGGAAGCUAUUGUUUAAUUUCCAUAAAACUACAGAUAUAACUCCAAGUGAAUUUAUUAAAGAAUACAUAGAAAAUUCCAACGAUGAAAGUUACAAAAAACUCAUUUGGAUCACAGAAACAUUUUUAGGUGUGCACAAGCAUUCUACGUUUCUUAAACAAGUUCUAGAUAAAUCAUCAAAGGGUAUGUCUGAAGAUGAGCAAGACUAUUUUAUUAUCUUCGUUCAUAACGUAAUUUUUCAGUUAAAUACAAAACACAUGGAUGCAUUUUAUAAAUGUAUGUUUAAUUGUAGUAAAAAUCUACUUAAAAUUAUAACAUGCUUUCUCGGAGAUAAAGAUGUUAUAAAUAAAAUAUUGAAAAUAGCUGAAAUAAGUUAUGACACAGAAUAUGUGAAAGAAAAUAUUGAAAAAACAUUACUUUUAUGGCUACCGUGCAUGAAUAGUAUGGAAAGAACUUUUCUUAAAUAUGAAGAAGAUUCGAAAAUACGGAAACUCAAACAACCUACAAUACCAAUAACACCAAAUGUACUUGCACGGAAAAGAAUAGAAAAAUCUACUGAAGCUCCUGUUAAACCUGAUUCAAUAGAACCUUUAAUCAAACCUUCUAAUGUGAUCAGAAAAAUGCUCACCAAGGAUAAAAUUGAUGAAAAACUCAAGCAGAGUCACGAAAAAAAUAGAAUAAACGCAGAAAAAUUACUGAACAACGUAAAAAAUAUGAAUAAACACUAUACAAUAGAUACAUCUUCAAACCAAAUAUCUAUAAAAGAAACGGAAGCACCAGUCUUCUCUUCACAAGAAUGCAAGAGUAAUCGUAAAUCUUUCAGUAAAAAAGUUUCAAUACCAGUCAAAGAUACUACUUUAACUAUAAAACGAUAUAAGAAACGAAUCCAGAUGGAAGAACAAGAUGAAUUAAUAUGGCUUGAUAAUCUAAUGAAAAAUUGUGCAGGCAAUGCAAAUUUUUACGCACUUGUUGAUAAAUUACGACAAGAAAGAGAAAAUCAAAGAAUUGUUGAAAUUGAAAAAAAACAUUUGUUUGGUCAACUUUCUUAUGAAGAAGCUAUCAUUGCAAAAAAGAAAGUCAUAGAAGACAAUAGAAUAAAAUAUAAAGAAUUUCUCAAAGAGAAGCAGAUAUGGAACGAAGAAGUUGAAAAAUGGAAGAGGCUUCAAGAAGAAAAGAACAAAAAGAUUAUUGAAGAAUUGUCAUUUAAUGAGCUAAAGGUUUUGGAAUCCAAGAACAAUGUCUCAGCCAGAAAUGCUGAAGUAGCAAAGAAAAUCAAAGAAGAAUCAAAUACUCUUCGAGAUGAAGUUCUUAAACUUAAAAAUGAAGAAUUAAAACGUCGUGUAAAUAUGAUAAAGGAAAUUAAAAUAAUUGCGUCCAUAGCAAAACAAGCCCGAGUACCAAAAAUUAUAGACUUAACAGAAUCAUCUGGAUUGGGUUUGCUAUGUGAAAUGUCUAUUGCCGAAUUACAAGAGAGAUUGGUUGCUAUGAAACUAAGCCUAAAUGAAGAAUUGGAAAGAAAGAGACAAAUUAUUAAAGAAAAUAAUAUAGCAUCCAAAAAUGACUUGGAAAGCACAAAAAAAAUUGUGAGUGAAUAUUUACAGGAAAAAACUGAAACAAAACGGUAUGAUAAACUUACUAAACAAAUGCAAGAAAAGGCCAUGAAGACAAAUGUGAGUAAUUCAGCCGAGAUUUUACAACUUAAAGAAAUUCUGAUAGAAAAACGAAGGUUGAGAAUCCAAAUGACUAGGAAGUAGUUAAAAGUUCUUCAUUUAUUUUCCGUUUUGGAGUGUUGUCCUGUGAAUUAAAUAUAUUUUUAGUAA
Molecule: messenger RNA, 1897 nt
Organism: Plutella xylostella (diamondback moth)
Lineage: Eukaryota; Metazoa; Arthropoda; Insecta; Lepidoptera; Plutellidae
Source: RefSeq, a predicted model, not a curated record